Molecule: messenger RNA, 465 nt
Organism: Loa loa (African eye worm)
Lineage: Eukaryota; Metazoa; Nematoda; Chromadorea; Rhabditida; Onchocercidae
Exons: 4
Coding region: 1-465 (154 amino acids)
Biological process (GO): non-motile cilium assembly; intraciliary transport
Cellular component (GO): ciliary base; ciliary basal body; centriole
Molecular function (GO): kinesin binding
Source: RefSeq, a predicted model, not a curated record
AUGGAUGAUCGUUAUGAAGGUUUUAACGAUUAUGAUCAUGCAUAUGAUAUUCAGAAUGUUCUUGACGAUCAAGUUUUCCAAGAUGCUGUAGCUAAAUCAAGUUAUGGUAGACGACCGAGAAGUUCAAUGUCACGUUUGGGAAUUAUACCUGUUACAACACCUAUCAUCCGUGUUAAAAGCUUAGUAACAAAUCAUAGAUCCGGUACUGAUACGAUGAGUGGUGGUGGUGUUAUGUUACGAUCAUCUAUUGGUUCACGACAUGGAAUUGAACCAAGCGUACCGAUGACCGCCGUACGAGGUGCUGGCUAUUCAUCAGCCGGUCGUGGGAUUUCUUUCAAUCCAUUAAAGAUGAGCAUGACAGAAAAACCACCCGAGAAAAGUAAUGAAGAAAAAUGUCGUCAAAUGGAGCAAAAAGUAAAUGAGCUCUUGAAAGAAGUAUUUUUGCAUGGGAAAAAGGCGACAUGA